CGUGGUAUCGAGGGCCUCCGUCUCCUCGGCAGUGCAACACGGGCGAAGUGUGGAAGGAGUGCGCGAGCAGUUCUUGCGCCGAAAAGACUUGCACACGUCGUCAUGUGGGGCCCGGCUGCACGAUGGACUGCCGCUACGACUGCUUCUGCGACGAGGGCUUCUACAGGAACGCCGACGGCGCCUGCGUGACUGCUGACCAGUGCCCGCCCGAAGAAAAGGGCGAGUUACAAUUCCCUCCUCCUAGCUGGAUGCCCCAGGCCAAGCCCUGCGAAGAGGGCGAAGUGUGGAAGAGGUGCGUGAGCAGCUCCUGCGCCGAGGAAACCUGCGAGAGGCCGUGGCCGAUGAUGGAGUGCACCGCGGACUGCAGGCACGGCUGCUACUGCGGAGCGGGCUUCUACCGCAACAGCGCGGGGAGGUGCGUGCCGCUGUCGGAGUGUCCCCAGGCGCGCGUGGAAGAGGUCACUAAAGACAUCGAAUGAGUUUGACAAAGCAUGUGCAAAAUACACACACAAACAAAAAGAAAGAAACUAAAGAGAGAGUAGAAUAAAGCAGAUUUGAAUUGGG
This is a messenger RNA of Ixodes scapularis (black-legged tick), 564 nucleotides long. Its product is annotated as von Willebrand factor-like. NCBI's taxonomy places the organism in Eukaryota, Metazoa, Arthropoda, Arachnida, Ixodida, Ixodidae. Bases 123 to 479 code for a protein of 118 amino acids. The record is from RefSeq and is a predicted model, not a curated record. The transcript has 2 exons.